UUAGGCUACGACCAUAUUUGGACAUCAAACGUGGCAGUUUGCAAAAUAAACGGCAUGCUUACGGAAUCGACAGUUUCUCCUGGUGUUGUUUACGGAGCUAAAAAGUCAGCGUGGGGCCCGUUGGAGUUUUCCUGUCAGAGCGCAGCGGAAGCGUGUGAUCAUUUGCAGUCAUGAGGCUCCGCUACCCGAAGUGGGUUUAAUCUGGAGGCUCGCUUCCCCUGACGUGGAAAACCUUUGCCUGCUUCCAGUCACUGUGGUAUUCUUGGUUGUGAAACUGCGCCUGGAUGCUGGCGCGCGCACACCCAUCUGCUUACAAUCAAUAUCCGGGACGAUUUUGUGAUGGAAAUUAUGCUUUCUACGGAUUCACUCUGCCAACUCGUCUCUAAUUGUCAAAUCGCGGAGAUGGAUAUAGUUGUUGACUUUGCGAGACAUUAGUUUGUGUUUUGAGUAAACCCCAAAUUCGGCGUUGGAGACCGUUCAAAGCAUAACAUGAAACUUUGGACAUCUAGUCGUCACACUGUAGCCUACCUUUCAGAAUUGCGCUGUUUGUCCAAAUAGGUCCGCUAUUUCUUUUUUUAACGGUUUCAAAGUGCUGCUUUCGCACUGCGUUGGUGUGGGAUGCGGGGUCGAAGCGAACAUUCCAAAUGGUCUUCCUCUUGCCCAGAGUCUUCAAAGCCGAAGGAGAAGCGGGGAUGUUCCGUUGGCUGCUUCGGGCGCUCCGCCGCCGGUGUUGUCCGCGUUCAGUGCUGCUUGUAGGAGUUGCUUUAUGCCUUUUCUACCAGACCCUGGUGGUCGCCCGGAGUCGGUUGAAAGCGAGCCCUACCGUCUCCAACCUGCCAAACAAGUCAUUGGAGCCCGACGGACAGUUCGGCCAAUUGCUUCGCAAACACCCAGAUCGCCUUAAUUCUGUGAUUGGAGGGUUGAAAAACGAAUCAACAAAUGUCCAGCUGAGCCAGUCGGGGCGUGGCAGGAGGGCGGUGGUGCUGAUUGGUCAGCGCGUCUCCACGGAUACGGAGGUGCAGCUCUACCUGCGCGUGCUGCAGCAGCGCGGCUACGAGGUCAGAGCGUCGCGCUGCACCGACGCCAGCGCCGCUCUCCCGCCAGGCGGGGGUGAGUGGGAGGUGCUGGUGUGCCUGCCCGGCCCAGGGAGGGGCUGCAGCAGCAGGGUGGAGUCUCUCCCCCUCCGGCCCCAUCAGCGGGUGAACCUCAUACCUGGACUGGCCCGGGCGUUCUCACCCCUGGGCGGAGUCUGCCGGUUUCAGAGUGACAGCAGGCUGUCAGGACUUGAAUUUCCCAUCAUUCCUUCUGCUUGUGCGCAGCUGAGAGCAACCAAUGGCCCGGGCACAUCGCAAUGGGCCCCACCCCACCCACCCCUGGGCACUGUGGCUGGACAUGGAUUCGUUGCCAUGGUGAAGGUGUACGUCCUCGUCACCUCGGCGACGCCCCUCACAGCCUUCUUCCACCCCACCUGCCUGGUCAGGACGGACCUCUCCAGCAAUGGCUAUGUCUCCAAGCUCCAGCCCUUUCUCCUGAAGCAGCUGGGAGCCGACGCCCCUCUGGCCCUCGGCAACACCAGGGAGGCCGUGGGCGGAGUCCUCCUGGCUGCCGCGGCGACCGUCGCAGAGCCCCACCCCCGCAGCAGGUGCCUCCUCUGUUUCCAGCUACUCACUUUCACUCUGCUCUUUAAUGGCUCCCUCCUCCCUCAGAUUGUCCAGGUACAGGAGGACCUGCGCUUCGAGGAGCCGGCGGACCCAGACUUCGAAGGCCAGAUCGCUAAAGAGCUCGUUCUGGAAGACUCUCUCAACUUCCUGCUCCCCGCAACCACCGGAAACCAGGACCUGACCAAACUCUUCUCGGACUCCGACACGCCCGUCGGAGAGAGCUACGGUGGCUGUCUAGGGACACACAGAGCCUGUCUGCCUCCCAACGAGACCCUUCUGCUGCUCCAGUUUGCGCAGCAGCUGAAAGCAGGCGGACCCUUUAAGCUGCUCUACCCAGCAUCCUCUCCUGGCCUCGACGCUCUCCAGCACCGUCUCUCCCAGAGGUUCCGCACCGCAGGGGAUUCUGGGACAGGAGUCCGCCUGGCUGCGCUGUUGAACUGGGUCCUCAACCAGACGGGAAUGGGUGACCCAGAGGGACAGGCAGGAAGGAAACCAGCAGAUGAUUCCCUGCAUUCCCAGAAUUCCCAGUUAGAGAAACAUUACUCCCAGUGGUCGGACUGCGGUCAUGACAGGUGUGUGGACCCCCACCUGCGGCAGGUGUACACAGACCCCCCCCUGGUCCUCUCCCCCCCCUUCAGCCCGGAGGUGAAGGAGUACCAGGCAGAGGUUCCCUUCGACACAGUGAUGAUGCGGAUCAGGGCGGAGCCACUGGACUGUGGCUGCCAGGUGCACCUGGACGAGCGCAGGGGACCCAGAAUGGCCAACUACCCGGUGGGUCUGGGCAGCAGCAGGGUCAGUGUGCUGCUGACGGACGAGUCGGGGGCGGAGCCUGUCAUCGUGGCCGUCUACACGCUGAGCCUGUACCGCCAGCCCCGGCCCAGCCUGCCCAUGUUCCACGAGCACGUCACCUGCGGCUUUGAGCAGGACUGCGGCCUUCUGGUCCAGCCCGGCCGCCCCUGUGGCUUGGAGCCUCUCGUCGGGACGCCGUCUCCAGGCGAGCCCCAGGCUUACGAUCGGGCCUGUUCUUCUGGGGACGCUCCAGGUCGGUGGGUGGUUCCCUGCCUGAGCUGCUAUGACAACAGGACCUGCGAUUGGCGGGAGGUAUCCUGGCAACCGUACGACUGCCACCACCCAGCCCUGACCCGGCCACAGCUGCAGACCUGUUUGACGGACAGGAAGGUUCUCUUCAUCGGUGACUCCACCAAUCGGGGGAUGAUGUACUACCUGAUGGAGCGGGUCAACGCCACCCUGGAAGCCUGGGGCAAGGCCCACGACACCAUCGUGUACCACAACGUCAACCAGGGCGCCACCCUCAUCCGAUACUCCUACUACCCCCAGUUCUGGCUGGAGAAGGCCCGCCGGCCCACCUUCAAGAGAGCCCUGGAGCAGCUCAUAGAGAGGUCCCGCCCCCUAGAGGACUCCGCCCAGACGGUGCUGGUUGCCGGGGGCGUCCAAUGGCUGAACACCAAUCAUCUGACCAUCCUGCACCAGGUCCUCAAGAGGGAAAACCUGCUCAACAUUCUGGUGGUGGUAAAAUCUCUGGGAAUGGGCUUCCAUCUGCCGGUGGAUGGGAUCCGCUCACUGUCCCUCCGGGGAGUGCAGGACCUCUACCACACGAACGAGAAGAUUCUCACGGCUGCAAAGCAUCAUGGGUAUGAGGUCGUCGACACCUUCCGCAUCACGAUGGGCCGGUACAAAGAGUUCCUCCAGGGAAGGUGCGCCUGCCAUUUUCACGAGGUUGGGAAGGCGACGUUCUCCGAAGCUUCUCCGCACAGGAAGAUGAAGCUCUUUGGGCAGUCUGAGCCCAGCCCGGCUGCCCUGCAGGAGCCCGGGGCCUCCAGCUCUCCCUACCACGUGAAGGGGCCCAUAAACCAGGUGUACUCUGAGAUCCUGCUCAGCCGCCUCUGCUGGGGCAGGACAAACCUGACCAUGGGGUCUCACUGAGGGCCCACGCACAGCUGUGUGUGUGUGUGAGUGUGUGUGUGUGUGAGGGAGAGAGAGACCCUCGCAACGUGUGUGUGUGUGUGUCUGUGUGAGAGAGAGAGAGACCCUCUGUCCCAGUAUGUGUGUGUGUGUGUGUGUGUGUGAGUGUGUGUGUGUGUGAGGGAGAGACCCUCGCAACGUGUGUGUGUGUGUGUGUGUGUUUGUGUCUGUCUGAGAGAGAGAGAGACACUCUGUCCCAGUGUGUGUGUGUGUGUGUGUGUGUGUGUGUGUGUCUGUGUGAGAGAGAGAGAGAUAGAGAGACUCUGUCCCAGUGUGUGUGAGCGUGUGUGUGAGUGUGUGUGUGUUGAAAGUAUGACAGUUGAAUCACUUCCAUUAUCCAGUCAGAAGCGAUGGUGAGGAAGGAGUCCAGAAUGAUUCCAGCAGCUGUGGAACGAGGGGAACUGAUCAGGACUGGGAGCCAAUUCCCGCCAUCGUUGUGGCUGUGCCUUACUUUCCAGCCAGUCGAUAGGGUAGCGUUGCCAUGGAGAUGGGGCAGUAUUGAAUACCCCUUUACAGGAGAGGCCUCUGGGAACAGUGACGGGCGCGAUAAUUUAGCGCAACACAGGAGCAUAUGUGAUUUCCACAGCGGGCCCCUGGGACUUUUAUUUUGACAAUGGGUGGGAGGCUCAACGCAGUGGAGAAAUAUAGGGAAAGGGCUAUAACGCGGGCUGCGUCUCAAACUGAAGGCACUUUUGAUGCCUUAAUGCCUGAUUAGUCGCUGUCCUUCAAAUGUGUCUUCUGAUGUGCCUAGGCACUAAUAUGAGACACGCUUUGAAGGCAGGAAGUCAAAGUAACGUGAUAGCGGCUAGCUUACUAGUUCAUGGAAAGCUCACAGAGGCUUAAACACCUUUACUAUGCUAUUUGAGAGUGGAAUUAACAUGUAGUUUAAAAAAAAGAAAGAAAAAAAGCUUGCUGUAUCCAUGCGCUGUUACAGUUCUGUGAGAAGUCCGCCGCCAUUUUCAGUAAGUAAGCCUGAAGUAUAAUCGUAAAGACCUAUCCGGCGAAGGAUGCGUGCACGCUGCCUUCAAUACGUCCAAAGGAAGGCACCUUAGAAGUCAUAAUGUUUUUGCAAACUUUUGAAUGGGACGGCGCGCGACGCCUUCCUGCCUUAAGAGCACUGCCUAAGAAGGCCGUUUGAGCUCACGCGGCCUCGAACUCUGUUACCGUAUGUUACAUAGUAGCUGCGAGAGUGUCGCGCAAAAUGUUUUCUGAGCUUUGUGCGAACUUGGUACGCGCAAGCUAUGGACGCCUUCGAUGCCAAAAGUGCUUCUUGGAGCCAUUUCUCCUGUGUGGAAGAGGGGCGCCGCAGACACUCUGCACACGUCUGAUGAAGUCCGCUCUUUCAAACCCCACAUACCUCAAUCUUGUGUGUACAGUUUAAUACAGUGGUCCUCACUCCUGGUCCUGGAGAGCCGCUGGGUUUGCUGGCUUUUGUUUUU
Messenger RNA from Conger conger (European conger), 5083 nucleotides. Its product is annotated as protein Wnt-16-like. Gene Ontology annotation, molecular function: frizzled binding; cytokine activity. The transcript has 22 exons. Gene Ontology annotation, biological process: multicellular organism development; cell fate commitment; neuron differentiation. The record is from RefSeq and is a predicted model, not a curated record. Gene Ontology annotation, cellular component: extracellular region. Bases 645 to 3605 code for a protein of 986 amino acids. NCBI's taxonomy places the organism in Eukaryota, Metazoa, Chordata, Actinopteri, Anguilliformes, Congridae.